Molecule: messenger RNA, 3536 nt
Organism: Podarcis muralis (Common wall lizard)
Lineage: Eukaryota; Metazoa; Chordata; Lepidosauria; Squamata; Lacertidae
Gene: RD3
Product: RD3 regulator of GUCY2D
Biological process (GO): retina development in camera-type eye
Source: RefSeq, a predicted model, not a curated record
GGCCGGGGAAAGUCGUUGGGCGCGCCCGGAUUAUGCGAGCCAAAGGAGCCUGAGGCGGGUGUCGCUGAGGGAAGACUCUGGCCGGUUCGGGCGCCAGGGGCGGGAGAAGGCGCUUGAGAGCGCUGAGGGAAGGUUCCCUCUCGCCUUUCAGCUCCUCGGCAGUGGGGCUCUUCGGGUCUUCGUCCUCCGUCGGGUUGGAUUCCGGGGCGCUUCCUCUCAGCGCCGUCCGCCAGGCACCAGAAAGCUAUUUAGUGCAGCGGCAACCAACAUGGUGUCUUCCAGAUGUUGUUAGACUACAGGUCCCAUCAUCCCUAUCGACAAAUGUGAGGGGCCAGAGCGAGAGAGAACAUGGCGCUGGCUUCCUGGUUCGGGUGGAAUGAACCCCCCCGUGGCAUUUCUCAGAGGAGCCCAACAGAAAUGGUGGUGGAAACUCUUAUGAUGGAACUCAGCUGGCAGAUCAAGGAAGCUGAGAAGCAGCAUCGGGAACGAGAGAACGAGUACCGCAAGAUAAAGACGGGUGUUGACUAUGGGUGGCUAGUUAGCUACCCCAAGCACAGCUACGAUAUCAGUCCAGGGGAGCGUCUGCAGCUGGAAGACAUGUGCUCCAAAAUACAUCCCUCCUACUGUGGGCCCGUCAUUAUUAGAUUUCGGCAGCUUGUUUCUGAAUACGAACCAGAGGUCUCUGAAGUGUCUCGGCUUUUUCGUUCCGUUCUCCAAGAAGCCAUGGAGAAGAGCAAAGAGGAAGAAGAGGCAAAGAAGCUUGCAAGGCAGUGGAACACAAAGCACAAAACCAGCCUCUCUCUCAUGACAUUCAAGUCCCGGGCCAGGAUUCUGCCCUUCAGUAGUGACAUCAAGACCAUUUCGGAAGAUGUUGAGAGGGGCACCGAUCCAGCCAGAAGGGCAUGGAGCAUGCCUGAAUUCAGGAGCACCAAGGACUACUGACUCUAUUUAUAACACUCAGAUUUUGGGAACAGACCAUCUUAUUUAUGUAUUUACUUAUUUAUUCAUUUUUGUGUGACUUUUCCCUAUGUCCUGUUGUCCCUUCUUUCUUUGUUCUGUGGAGAGUUCACAUUGAUUGCUUCUUAGGCUUCUUUUAACCCAUGUAUCUCUCUGUGUGUUCCUGUUUUCAUAUGGACUGGUCUCUUAAUAUAAACAGCCAGCUUGGUGCACUAUGGGAUGUGUGACAUAUGCCAAACCACUCAACCUAUUUUGCUUUAAACCGAAAAAGAAGCCCAGAAAUUUGUGAGAAUCAGCCCUGUGUUUCUGUUUUACCCUCUUUUAUAAAGAUCUCUCUUUCUUUUUCUCUCCUGAUGCCCACAGUACUGCAACUGAUGUACAUACUCUCUGGACCACAUGCCAUAUCAACCCCAGCCAAACACUGAGCAGAAUACCAAAGGGUCCACAAACACAAUUGCCAUGCAGCAGGUAGUCAGCACAAAAUAGGAUAGAAGGGGAUUUCUGACAAAAACUGGAGUGGAAAUGGCUGGUGUUCGCUUAUCAGUCCAGUGAAUAUGAUUAGUAUUUACUAUUGCUGUUGCUUUUGGAACACAAAUGUAAUUGAUUACUCCCUGCCCCCAAUUUGUAUUGUGCUUCUUUUACAUUGAAAUGAAUGGGCUGGAAUUAUGUAAUGAGAACAUAAUUUACAUCCUUAUGUAUGUAAGUCCUUCUGCCACAAUGGACAGUGAGACAAAGUAACAUAGCUUUUGGUGGAAUACGAAUUGCAGUGGAAUGGGAAGCUAAGCCUGACUGGCUAUGACCAAGACCAGCCAAUAUCAAGGUGAUCCCUAAGCAUGUUAUUACUCGUUUGGAGCGCUGUCCCCCUCAGAAAGCUGUCAUUGCACGAUCCUAACCAGGCAUAUGCCCCAUCUUAGAACUGGCUACUUCUGUGUAGACAUGAAAAAUGUUCUUGGGGUGGGGAGUGGGGAGGGAUUAAGAUACCCAUGCAGACACUUUAGUGCUGUUGAUCAUGAGGCUGUACUAUGGAGGGCGUGUGCAAGUGUCUCUGUUUCUUGUUGCCUGUAGCUCUUUAAAGCUAGAAAGAGCUACUGGCUGUUAUGCUAGAAGGAGAAGGGCUUUGAUGUGCUGUUUCCAUGGUGCAGCUCUAAAGCAGCUGCUGUCACAUUUCAAAUCAGAAUUGGAAAUGUAUUUGAGCUUGUGCAGGAGAACUUUUCAGCUGGGUGGUGUUUUUCUUCUCCAUGAGAAGGAAAUGAGCUUAUAUUUUCUGAAUGUUAGACACUGUUAUGCGUGAAAUAUGCCCAGUCUGUCUACCUCUGGAUGACAAAUUGCAACCCUGGCAAGAAAGGGCUGGAAUUAUUUUCGAGUAGCUUAAGAUAAAUCCAGAGGAUAACUUUUAAAGAUAGGUCCUUAGCUUAUAGCAACAUAUUUGCUUGGGCCUAACUAAUUAUCUGUACACAAGGCACAAUCCAGACAAAGUUGAAUUCUUUUCAGUUUAUUUAGUUUAAUGCAGAAAUACUUGGAAGCAGGUAAAAAAUUUCUAUUAGUAUGGCAUGAACCAGCCAGUCAUUCUAUCUUGUGUAAAUGGUACAAUAGGUUAAUUGACUAACGAAGCUGUUUAUUUGGUUGUGUUCCACUGGAAACUAAGACUAUUGACUCUUGAUAUCUGAGCUAGCUGGUUUCUGAGUUGUGAUUGCUUUCAGGCAACUCUUGUUAAGUGAAUGGGGUACUUAAAGGUUCAGAGGGCUUUGUGUUUCAUACCGUAUGCCACUGUCACCUGGACCCUUUUAUUUUUGCUAAGAUUUCUCCUGGAGUGAUUUUGCUAGCUUUUGGGAUCUAUCUAUCUAUCUAUCUAUCUAUCUAUCUAUCUAUCUAUCUAUCUAUCAUCUAUCUCUAUCUAUCUAUCAUCUACACACCCACAGACCCACGCAAGAUGGGACAAUGUGGAUGCACUGUACUAAAGAAUUCACUCUCUCUCAUACACACAAACUUUCCCCAAGACACCAGCAAACUGCAUUAUUUUAAUAUGAAGCAAACUCAGGGUUUCCAAAUGCCAGAUCCAGUUCCGGCUGGACUAUUUAAACUCAGUAGCAGAGAAAGAGACCCAAAAUAUUUUGACAAUUGUACAACUGCUAUGCCACUUUCUACACCUAGGAAUAUUUAUUUGUUUAUGGAAUUUGUAUACUGCUUUUCCUAUGUGAAAAAGAAACUAUGUUUUAAAAAAUACUAAUGUAAGGGCUAAUGGGAUUAGCUCUGUUCCUUCCCUGCUUGUGUUCUCCAUAGCCCACAAAAGUGCUUAGCACCCUAGGAUAGUUUGGGAGAUAGUGCCCCAAAUGAAUUAUCUUAGGCUAUGGUGAUCUAUAUUUGAUAGAGCAUUUUUAAAAACUUGUGUGUUCUCAUGUGGUAUCUGUCCUUUCUACUGUAUAUGUACAUGUUUUUCUUUGUCUUAGGGCCUCGUUCAUAAGGGAAAUUGACAAAAAAGUAUAAAAGCCAUUUUCUAACAUUGCCAUUUGACCAACUUUUGUAUCAACAAGUGAACAAUUCUUUGCUGUGUUAAAUUCUGAAAUACAUUCUUUAAUUUU